This is a messenger RNA of Ostrea edulis (European flat oyster), 2240 nucleotides long. Its product is annotated as zinc finger protein OZF-like. Gene Ontology annotation, biological process: regulation of transcription by RNA polymerase II. Gene Ontology annotation, molecular function: DNA-binding transcription factor activity, RNA polymerase II-specific; RNA polymerase II cis-regulatory region sequence-specific DNA binding. Lineage: Eukaryota; Metazoa; Mollusca; Bivalvia; Ostreida; Ostreidae. The coding region runs from base 405 to 1955 and encodes 516 amino acids. Gene Ontology annotation, cellular component: nucleus. The record is from RefSeq and is a predicted model, not a curated record. The transcript is spliced from 2 exons.
AUUCUGAAAGUUCGUUGUGUGCGACGCGUUUUGUUCAUAAAAAGGAACUACAAAACAGAAAUCCCACCAACCCACUAAACGAGAAGGAUCAGGUUCCAUCAAGAGUAAUCUUCCUGUUGUUGCAAAACCUUACCUUAAAUGGAACAGCCAAUACACCCUUUGACCUUGAUGACACUCCAUAUUUGGUAAUGAUUUUGCAGACAGGUGGUACUAGAAAACUGGAUAUAGAACUAGUUUGCAACAAACAUGUAUUUUAUUGCCUGAUGAAAGCAAUUUCAAUUUCAAAAGAAAUAUUAGAGAAACGAUUCAGUGAAUGCAAAUAUUUUGAAUUGUGUGAUAUUGAUUGCAUGGCCACCAUGUUGUUUGACAUCAACUUCACAAUGCUCUCCAAAACAGACUAAUGUAUGGAAGUAUGUACUCUUAUGUUGCAGAAAUCCCAUCAACCCAUUGAAAGAGACGAAUCACAUUCAUAUCUAGUUGUCAAUACCAGAGACUGCAGAGACAUGCUUACCAACAACAGUACUCUAGGAGAUCCAUAUAAUGCUGAAGAAGAUCUGGACAACCACACUGCUGGAGAUCCAUAUAAUGCUGAAGAAAAUCCGGACAACAACACUGCUGGAGAUCCAUAUAAUGCUGAAGAUCCAGACAGCCACACUGUAGAAGAUCCAUAUAAUGCUGAAGAAGAUCCGGACAACCACACAGGAUUCACUUUGAAUGGAACUAAACAUUCCAAUGAAGAUGAUCUUCAUCAAAUACCUAUGUUUUCAUUUACCCAACCAGUGGAAGAAGAUCUUCUAACUGAGAGAAGUACAUCGAUUCCAUCAGAAGGGAACCAUGAAGUUUUAGUUUUUACUUUUUCACCUACACAUUUAAGAACUAGUGUAAAUGAGGAAGAAUAUGGACGUAAUGAGUCUGUGGAUUCUGUCUGCAUGACUGAAGAUUUACAGAGUUGUGCCAUGACUGCCUAUCCAGAAAACGAUUUACAGAAAAAUCUGAGCAUACAUACCAUGCAUACAGGCGAAAAUCUUUAUCAAUAUGAUGUCUAUGGGAAGGCGUUCAGUCAGACAGGACACUUACAGACACACAUGAGGAUACAUACUGGUGAUAAACCUUACAAAUGUGAUGUUUGUGGGAAGGAAUUUAUUGAGGCACGGAUCUUUCAGAAACAUGUGAGAACACAUGAUAAACCGCAUAAGUGUGAUGUUUGCGAGAAGGCAUUCAGUCGGACUAGGGCAUUACAGAUACACAUGAGGACACACUCUGGUGAGAAACCUUAUGAAUGUGAUGUCUGUGGGAAGGCAUUUAUUGAGAAAGGGACCUUGAAAAAGCACGUGAGGACACAUACUGGUGAGAAACCUUAUACAUGUGAUGUCUGUGGGAAGGCGUUCCGUCAGGCAGGAACAUUACGGACACACAUGAGGACACACAGCAGUGAUAAACCUUAUGAAUGUGGUGUCUGUGGGAAAGCAUUCAGUCAUGCUGGAGCAUUAAAGACGCACAUGAGGAGACAUACUGAUGAGAAAUGUUAUAAUUACGAACGCGAUGUCUGUGGGAAGGCAUUCAGUGAAACAAGAUCACUACAAACACACAUGAGGACACAUACUGAUGAUAAACCUCAUAAAUGCGAUGUCUGUGGGAAGGCGUUUCAUCAGACAGGAUCACUUCAGAUACACAUGAGGACACAUACGGAUGAUAAACCUCAUGAAUGCGAUGUCUGCGGGAAGGCGUUCCGUCAGACAGGAACAUUGAAAAAGCACCUGAGGAUACACACUGGCGAUAAACCUUAUCAGUGCAAUGUGUGCGGGAAGGCGUUCAGUUGCUCAGGACAUUUACAGUCACACAUGAGGACACAUUCUAAUGAGAAACCUUAUAAGUGUGAUGUCUGUGAGAAGGCUUUCAAGUGGACCGGUACAUUACAAAGACACAUGAUGUCACAUUCUAGCGAGAAACCUUAAUCAAUGUGAUGUCUUUUGAAAGCACAGACAGGACACAUGUGAGAUCAAAAGAUAGAUGCGGGAUAAAAAUCUAAAUUCAGGUAGUUGGGGGGAGGGUGAUAAAAGCUCCUGUAAGUUUCUGCCCUACAUCUAACAUUGAUUACACUUCAGUGGAAAAAGAAAAGACAACUUUAGACAAGUGACUGUUUAAAACACAUAAUAAUAUUAAUCUUAAUGACCAUUUACUACAGUGUAGUAAUAGUUGUAAUGUACUUUUUCAUUUGUGAAUAAACAGUAGAAAAGGUA